CCCCUUCCCCAUCACCCCAGUGAAGGUGAAGAAGCCAAUCCAGACCAAGUUCCGCAUGCCCGUCUUCAACUGGGUGGCACUGAAGCCGAGCCAGAUCGAUGGCACCGUCUUCACCGAGCUCAACGACGAGAAGGUGCUGCAGGAGCUGGACAUGAGUGACUUUGAGGAGCAGUUCAAGACCAAGGCGCAGGGCCCCGGCUUGGACAUCAGCACCCUCAAGGCCAAGGCCACACAGAAGGCUCCCAGCAAGGUCACUCUCAUGGAGUCCAACCGAGCCAAGAACCUGGCCAUCACCCUCCGCAAGGGCGGCCGCAGCAUCCAGGACAUCUGCACGGCCAUCGAGACGUAUGACCAGCAAACCUUGAGCCUUGACUUCCUGGAGCUGCUGCUGCGUUUCCUGCCCACCGAGUACGAGCGGACGCUCAUCGGGUGGGGGGGGCCCCCCCAGCCGCUGGAGGAGCUCUCGGAAGAGGAUCAGUUCAUGAUCCGCUUCAGCAAGAUCCCGCGCCUGGCCGAGCGCAUGAACGUCAUGAUCUUCCUGGGCAACUUCAACGACACGGCCCAGCUGCUCAUGCCCCAACUCAACGCCAUCAUCGCCGCCUCCAUGUCCCUCAAGUCCUCCAGCAAACUGCGCAACAUCCUGGAGAUCGUCCUGGCCUUCGGGAACUACAUGAACAGCAGCAAGCGGGGGGCAGCCUACGGCUUCCGCCUGCAGAGCCUGGACGCGCUGCUGGAGAUGAAGUCAACAGACCGCAAGCAAACGCUGCUGCACUACCUGGUGCGGGUGAUCAUGGAGAAGUACCCCGAGCUGACGGGCUUCCACACCGAGCUGCACUUCCUGGACAAGGCAGGCACAGUCUCCCUGGACAGUGUCCUGCAGGACGUGCGGAGCCUGCAGCAGGGGAUGGAGCUGACCCGCAAGGAGUUCAUGCGGCAGGACGACAGCCCGGUGCUCAAGGACUUCCUCAAGGUCAACUCAGAGGUGAUGGAGAAGCUGCAGGCUGACAGCAAAACCGCCAAGGAGGCGUAUGAGUCGGCUGUGGAGUAUUUCGGGGAGAACCCCAAGACCAGUCCCCCCACCACCUUCUUCCCCAUGUUCAUGCGCUUCAUCAGAGCCUACAAG
Antrostomus carolinensis (chuck-will's-widow) is the source of this 1123-nucleotide messenger RNA. RefSeq names its product formin-like protein 1. Gene Ontology annotation, cellular component: actin filament; cytosol. Lineage: Eukaryota; Metazoa; Chordata; Aves; Caprimulgiformes; Caprimulgidae. The transcript has 8 exons. The record is from RefSeq and is a predicted model, not a curated record. Gene Ontology annotation, biological process: cell migration; cortical actin cytoskeleton organization; actin nucleation. Gene Ontology annotation, molecular function: microtubule binding; actin filament binding. The annotation marks the transcript as partial.